CUCGAAAUAUUCGCACGACUUUUGCUAUAUCUACGGAAUAAGAAAAUGCCUGGGGUAAUCGGAAAGCGCAAGAGGGUUGCCGAUACUGUGGGAGCUGUGGAAAAGCCGAAGAAAACGGUUGGGUACAUCAAGGGAGAGAUCGCGACGUUGGAGCAGGAGAUCAACGAGUCGGCAAAGAACUACAACCACUUCGCAGCGCUUCUGAAUUACUGUGGAUCAAAGAAUGGAGACAUUGUUCACGCUGCGACUGCUGCGCUUUACAGGCUUUUCGCUACGUUCUUGAAGGAGGGUAAACUCGUUAAGCCAGCAGAGAACGACAAAUCACCGGCCGCCACUGUUGCUCUCUGGCUUCGCGGAAAGUAUGUCGAUUACUCCAAGAAGUUGUGCACUCUGCUGGAUCACCCUGAGGCGGGAGUUCAGCUCACUGCCCUGACGCUCUUGUUGCGUUUGUUGAAAGAUGAGAGUGUCCAGUUGUCGGAGUCGCAAGGGAGCGCACAUUUCGCCAACGACCAUUAUAUGAGGACAGUGGAGGCAGUGCUUUACAGUUCUAGCUUGAGCGAUGAAGUGCGGGAUGUCUUUGUUACGAAGCACUGGAAUGUGCAUGACGAUCUGAGAUUCUACUUUAUGAAGAAUGCAACAAAGUUGGCGGAGGAUGCAAUCGCAAUCAAGGAUGAGGAGCCAGAGCGUGUCGCCACUUUCACUGCCAAUCUCCACAACAUCUUGUCUGCAUUAAGAACGAUGCCUACGGACGAGUCAGAAAUCAAUGAAUUCUGGACAAACGGGCCUAAGGCAUCAAAGAAAAAGACACCUCAACUUCUGGACCUUAGCGCGCACAAGAAGACCUUCCAAGAGUGUUGGCUGGCAGCUCUUCGUCUUCCUCUCACGAUGGAUCUGUACAAGAAUGUGCUCUUGAUCAUGCACAAGCGUAUCGUUGUCCACAUGCCCAAGCCUCAGUUGCUUAUGGACUUCUUGACAGACUCGUACAACGCCGGUGGACCCAUCGCUCUUCUUGCAUUAAACGGAUUGUUCCAAUUGAUGCAAAGCCACAACCUCGACUACCCUAACUUCUUUAAGCAGCUUUACAAUCUCUUUGACCGCAACCUCAUGCAUGUUCGGUACCGGUCAAGAUUCGUGCGUUUGGUCGACCUCUUCUUGUCGUCUACUCACUUGCCUGCUGGUAUUGCGGCAUCGUUUAUCAAGAGGAUGUCACGUCUUUCGUUGACUGCUCCGCCUGCGGCCAUCGUCAUCAUCAUUCCCUUUACCUACAACCUUCUCAAGCGUCAUCCAACAUGCAUGACGCUCAUCCACAAGAUGGGAGAAAUCACUACUGGGGCGGAGGAUCCAUUCGACCCUGAGGAGCCUGAGCCGCUUAACAGCAGAGCUUUGGAAUCUUCGCUUUGGGAGUUGGCGACCCUUCAGAAUCACUACCACCCUAAUGUGGCCACGCUCGCGAAGAUCUUGCAGGAGCAGUUUACGAAGCCGUCCUACAAUCUUGAGGACUUCCUCGAUCACAACUACUCGACCAUGUUGGAUGCUGAACUGACCAGACAUAUGAAGAAAGUGCCGGCUAUCGAGUUUGAGGCACCUAAGUCUGUUUUCUGCAUGCCGAAGGCGAAGGAUGGGGAGGAGGCUGCAGUUGUGGAGGUCGG
This is a messenger RNA of Saitoella complicata NRRL Y-17804, 1649 nucleotides long. RefSeq names its product CBF-domain-containing protein. The transcript has a single exon. The annotation marks the transcript as partial. The record is from RefSeq and is a predicted model, not a curated record. Gene Ontology annotation, cellular component: Noc4p-Nop14p complex; small-subunit processome; nucleolus. NCBI's taxonomy places the organism in Eukaryota, Fungi, Ascomycota, Saitoellomycetes, Saitoellales, Saitoellaceae. Gene Ontology annotation, biological process: ribosome biogenesis.